GAGACCUCAACUCAGUCACUCAGUUACCGCCUUGGCUUUUGUGAGAGGAGGACGCGCUGCGCGGCGCUGUGCUGUAGGAACUGGGAUCCGAUUAUUACAAUCAUGUUGGGAAAAGUACUGGACGCUGAGUGAUACAAGCGUUGGAAUUGGAUACACAGUGGCCAUGUGAGAGGAACAUAUAUCCACCGGCCACGUGAGACAAUGCUGAAAUACGUGCAGGUGUCUCCGUAUCGCAGCUCCUCGGCUUUGGCAGGCACGAGGCGGGGCGACUGCUGUGAUCUUUCCCCGACCCUCUCCUCGCCUUCCACGCCCACCACGCGCCUCUCCUCAGCCUCCAGCCAUGCUUACACUUGCUCCUCCGCCUCCUCCUCGUCUUCAGGUGUCGGGCAGAGUCGAGGAGUGGGAAGGGCGGAUAGUGUCAGUCUUAAUUCGUCCAUGUCUUGCUCCAGUCUCAGUCAAGAUCCCCUCAGCUCGCGAUCAUCGUCCUCCACUUCCUUACACGACGGUCAGAAGGUCGUGUCGUUGCCGCCUUCCACUGCCAAGACCACAGUGCGGGUGUGGGUCCGCUGCCUGAUGCAAGACAUGGAGUACAAGACGGUGUGCAUUGCCUACAGCACCACCUGCAGAGAGCUGGUUCAGUCCAUCUUGUCCAAAUUCAAGAUGAAACACAGAGACCCUAACCUCUUCUACCUCACCAUGGAAGUAACUGUCAGGAAAACAGGAGGCAUCAUGAGAACCAUCCUUACUCUGGAGGAUGACUCAAGGCCCGCAGAACUGCAGUCGUGCUACCCUCGAGGGGACUCCCGUCUUGCCCUCAAGAUGCGUCCAGGCGGCCUCGUGCGUGUCUAUGAUGGGGCACUGGUGUCUGGGUCUCAGUACAAGAGUCUGCUGGUUAGUGACAAGACCACCUGUGAAGAACUGGCACAACUUGUUCUUCUUUGCAACAAUAUUCAGGACAAUAUCAAGAAUUACUCCAUCUAUGAGGUGCGGCGCAAUGAUGGCAGGGAGCGCAAGCUGCACCAUGAUGAGAGGCCACUGCGGCUCACGGCCCGGUGGGUGUCCAGAGACCACGCGUGUCUGGUGGUGCGCCACACUCCUUCCCUCACCCCCACCAGGGCUCACAUCACAUCCCUCGCCACACUCAGAGGAUCAGUUUGCCGUGCAUCAACAAAGAGGACAAACUCUAACCGGACAGUUGAGAACACUCCAGUGUUAACAAGUCACACUCUUGCCUCCUCCUCUCCUUCUGCUAACACGGACUCGACAACUGCAGACUCCCAGGACGGGCUGAUAUCCACCACCACCAUCACCAUCUCUCCCAAUGGAACCUCAACAGUGACCAUCAACAUGCCUGCCAUCACUCCACCCAUCAACAACAACAACAAUAACAACAACAGUAAUGUCAACAAGACCAUCAGUAAAUGUAGCAAUAACAACAGCAAGAUUAUGAAUAGAAACUAUCAGAAAAGUGCAAGUGUGCAUGAACUAGAAGAGGCAGAAGAGGAGGAAGAGGAGCAGUGCCCUUCCCCUCCUGUAAGGAUUCGCAGGCCGGCAUCGUCCUCCUUCAGAUCAACAGCAGUAAGACGAAAGCUGCCGUGGACUCAGAGUGCUGACCUGAUAGAAACUCCAGUGGACGAUGAUGGAGAUGAGCUGCCCUCUGCCACCAGGACCCGCAGAGCACACUCCUACAAUGACUAUGAAAACUACUUCUACAUCUAAUGAUUCCCAGUACAACUCAUCUCUCUUAAAAUGCCAAUGAAACAAUCCAUUCAAAGUGACAAAGUUACAUAUGCAAAAUUUAUGUAGCCUUUCAUAAGUAAUGAUUUAUUAUGUGUUUCAUAUCUCAGUGGUUUUCUUGAAAGGAAUGUUUUUUGUUUUGAAAUACUCGGCUUUAUUGUGAGUUUACAAAUGCUGCAGAUAGUUUCAUUAUGGCACAGAACCUUCUCCUUUUGGGAAUGAUAUUGGCUAAUAGCAAAUCUCAUACACUGUCAAUAUGAAAAUUAUUGAGCAGAAUUUCUCUACUUUCAAGCAUUUGCCUUUAUCCCUCCCCUCCCCCAUCUCUCUCUCUCUCUCUCUCUCUCUCUCUCUCUCUCUCUCUCUCUCUCUCUCUCUGAUGUAGUCUUAUCACCACUUCUACAGUUUCCUUUGCUCUCGCUCCCACCACUGAUUACCAAAAUACACACUGUUGCUAUUUAUGCACAAGAGGAUUUAUCAUAUGGCAAAAUUAAGAAAACUGCUCAAGGUGAAUAAGUAUUGAUGAAGUGUUCAUAUGUAAUACAGUAUUCAAAUGUUAGUAACUCUUUGCAAUUUAGAAAAGUGAAGUACUGUAUUGAUCCAUUCAGCUCCUUCAUACAGCUCAGCUACCACAAUUGUCAAAAUCAAUGGCAAACCUUUCAAUAGAGCUUUAAGUUGUAAAUAAUAGUGUAACUAUAAUGUUCAUAUACAUUGUAAGAUACAUAUUGCCAAAGAUUAUGUAAAGAUGAAAAUAUAUAGAUAUAGAAGUGUGUGUGUGUGUGUGUGUGUGUGUGUGCAAAGUAAUUUUUGUUGACAGUGUAUCAGCAGAGUACAUACUGCAUGAAAACUUAAUAAAUGUAGACCAGGAGCUCAUACCUCGUGGACUGGUACAGAAAAACAAAAGAUGACAAUAUUAUUUAGCUUUUUGAUGGUAGAGAAAUGGCUUUGGCUGUAGCAAGGCUAGUACAAGCCACAGGAAAAACUAAAUUUGGAUGUGAAUGACAAUUUCUCAUUGUGAAGUUUUCUUGGCAUCCAAACUUGUCAAAUGAUUCCUGAAAAUUAUAAAUGUUAUUAAUUUGGGCAUUAUGCAAUUCUUAUAAUAUGUAUAUGCUUACACUGUACUACUUCCACCUACUUCAAUGAAUAAAGUGCAUAUUCUC
Molecule: messenger RNA, 2894 nt
Organism: Portunus trituberculatus (swimming crab)
Lineage: Eukaryota; Metazoa; Arthropoda; Malacostraca; Decapoda; Portunidae
Exons: 9
Coding region: 202-1719 (505 amino acids)
Biological process (GO): positive regulation of fibroblast growth factor receptor signaling pathway; positive regulation of epidermal growth factor receptor signaling pathway; signal transduction
Source: RefSeq, a predicted model, not a curated record